CCGCGUUUUGACGCGAGCUGACAGCUGACUCGUGAAAUCUCAUUUCAUAUCGAUCGUGACGCUGAUUCGCUGGCGGUGCGGGAGCAAUCACCAGAAAGUCAGCCCCGGGGGCGGCGGAAAGCUUCCUCACGAGUCCUUCUACCUAAGAAUGGAGAGCUUCCUCGAAGGCUGUCCCCCCGACGAUUUCCAUAUCGCCGAUGCACAGGGCGUGUUCCAAUGCAUAUUCUGCGGGGACUUCUUCUCAGAGCGAAGCGCCCUUGACGCCCAUUUGCCCAGCCAUGUGACGCCCGGCGACAGCUCGGCACGCGAAAAAGCUCUGAAGUGCCCAGUGUGCAAUUACGAGGUCUGGAGUGAGGAUGACUUUGAGAGUCAUCUCAAGAGCCACGUCCUAGGGUACAAAUGCAUCUUCUGUGACUUCACGACCGUGAAACGAAGUAAGCUCCGGAGUCACCUCCCCGAGCACGCCUUUGAGAGAAACUUCAAAUGCGACCUCUGUGGUUUAGGCUUCUGCAAAAAAGAUCUCCUCAAGCGCCACCUCAAAACGCACGGUCCGAAAACCCUGGCGUGCACUCAGUGCGAAUACAGAACUUUCGGAAAACGUAUUCUCCGGGAGCACAUAGCGACGAAACACGAAGUGAAGAAUCUCUAUAAAUGCAAGGAAUGCAGCAGCGAAUUCAAACAUUCUGGCGAUCUCGGGAUCCAUAAACGGAAGGUCCACAAAGCUCAGUGGAGUAAGUUCGGGCGGAGCGAUAUGAAACGAUGUCCAGACUGUCCUUUCGAGACGAAACGGAAGUACGAGUACGUUUUCCAUCGGCUAGAGCGACACGAAAAUUUCCCGAUAAUCCAGGAAGACCCGAUGAUCAAGUGUGGUUUCGAAGAAUGCUCGUUUCAAGCGGAUGACGAGUUGAAAUUCGUCAAUCACGUGCAAUCUAAGCACAAUCCGGACGGGAUGUGCAGACUUUGUGAUAAAUCUGGAUGUGAACACCUCAAGACGAAAUACUACCGGACGAAACCUAAGAAAGAGCAGAGAGUACCCGGACCGGCAACUCUCCUCGAAAAUGUACAGAAGCUGUAGAUGUCCGGCUCGAAUGGGGUCGACGCAAAAGAGGAACUGCGUGUGAGUUCAGCGAUCUCUCAGCACACGGGAACCCACAGGAUUUUCGUCGAUAUUCCAGAGGCUCGGUCCGAUAGCAAUCACAUUUUUUCCGAGUAUCUCAAAGCACACAGGAAGAAGCCCGCAGGGACAAAUGAUCAUGCUCUCGGAGCUGCUCGAAACGAACCGUUUUCUGAUGUAAUAGGAUUCCGGUAUGAGCCUCGCUAGCGCGCGUGGCAGAGGAAAAAGGAGCGACGAUGAAUGAAUAAAGUCUU
This is a messenger RNA of Galendromus occidentalis (western predatory mite), 1368 nucleotides long. RefSeq names its product RE1-silencing transcription factor B. The record is from RefSeq and is a predicted model, not a curated record. The transcript has 6 exons. Lineage: Eukaryota; Metazoa; Arthropoda; Arachnida; Mesostigmata; Phytoseiidae. Gene Ontology annotation, molecular function: DNA-binding transcription factor activity, RNA polymerase II-specific; RNA polymerase II transcription regulatory region sequence-specific DNA binding. The coding region runs from base 149 to 1075 and encodes 308 amino acids. Gene Ontology annotation, cellular component: nucleus. Gene Ontology annotation, biological process: regulation of transcription by RNA polymerase II.